This is a messenger RNA of Prorocentrum cordatum, 2115 nucleotides long. NCBI's taxonomy places the organism in Eukaryota, Dinophyceae, Prorocentrales, Prorocentraceae. The record is from the annotation of a GenBank genome assembly.
GCGGCCAGGCCAGCUCCAGCAAAGCGGACCAGCGGGCCCAAAAAGUCAUUGACUCUGUGGCAGCCUGCACGCUGGACGAGGCCACCUCCCACCCAAAGUGGCAGGCGCCCCCAGCCUACCGCGCAGGCAUCCAGAAGUUUCUGAGCAGCGCUGACCAGAGGCUGAGGAAGCUCGGCGACCUGGUCAUUGCCAAGCAGGCCGCGGGCGACAGCACGAAGGAGCAGUUGAUGGAAAUCUCGGUCAUCAAAUAUCAGAGGCUGGUCACGAGGAGGCCGAAUGACCAGCUACAGGUGCUCAGCAAAAUGCGCAGGGCCGUCAAACUCGAAGUCAUCGCCCUCGAGGCCCAGGCGAACGCGCUGCGGGGCGACCUCAAGGCCAAUCAGCGGGAGUUGAGGCAGGUCGAGUCCAACAUCGCCGACGUGCGGGCCGUGCCCGCCGACGGCGGCGCGGCGGACGACGAGGGCGACUGGGGCGCGGGCGGGUUUGGCUUGGCGCCGAGCUGGGAUACCUUCCACAAGGCCGUGAUCGAUAGGUGGCUAAAGGCGAAUGCGGAGCGGGCCCACCAACAGCAGCGCCAUGCCGAAGCCGAGCAGGAGUUUGCUGCCGAGCUGGCGGAAGUCAGGAGGGUCGCCCGCGAGCAGGCACUCCGCCACAACGCCGAGCAGGCGAAGCUCAGGCUGGCCCUCAAGGAGGAGUCAGAGCAGCUGCAGCGCACCACCGUAGCGGAGAGCGCAGCCCAGCAGCAGCAGCAGCAACACAAGGCUCUCCGCCACGAGAUCAAGAAGCAACAAGCCGAGCAGCUCGAGUUCGCGACGCAGAUGGAGGCCAGGAUAAUCAGCCAUGAAGCAGCUUUCAGUCAAGCCAAGGCUGAGGCCGAGGCGGCGACCCAACGUGCAAAUCACCUGCGAGAGCAGCUUGAGUAUGCCCGCGCGGAGCACCGAGCGCAGCCGCAGCCCCAGGGCAGGGUCUACCAAGACCUACUGCGGGCAAGCGCCGAGGCGCAAGAGGCAUUGCGACAGGCCCAGCACGAGAGCGCCCAAGCGACAGCUACAGCUGGCACUCUCAAGCAACAGCUCACCAGGCAGGAGCUGGUCAUGGAAGAGAAGCUACAGGAGGCCAAAAAGAACCACGCCCUUGAGCUUGAAGCUGCCGCCGAAUCAGCCAGGGUCCAGGCAAUUGCCCAGGCCCAAGUGGUUGCCGAUGCCAAGGGAAAAGGGGCCCUCCCGACGGCAGAAGCGGCCAGGCUGCAAGGGAUCGUCCAGACAGCAGCACGGCAGCAGGAUCGGCUCAAGCAGGCCAAAAGUGAGCUCGAGGCAGCUGAAGCCCGCGUACACGAGCUCCAGCAGUGCUCCAAGCUUGAGGCGGGCGCUGCGCAGCGUGCAGUACAGGUCGCCUACCACGAAGCAGCGGAGCUGAGAAGCACCAGCGAGGAGCGGCAGAUCCCGCACGAGGUGCAGGCAUUGCAGUUCGCCCUGCUAAGGACUAGAGCAGAGGAGGAGGAGAUUGCGAAGGCCAGCCUGAAGGACAAGGAGGCAAUGCGGGCGGAGCUCGAAGGCAGUGCUGAGUACGCGAACGCACAUGACUUGCAGCUGCACACAGAGAGCCUGCGACAGGAACUGAGCAGCUACGCGGUGCAACUGAGCGAGCAGAGGUCCAACGCAGCGGUGCAGGAGCAGGCGCUGGAGGAGGAGCUCGCCCAAGCCCUCACCUUCAGGAUCGCCGGCAUGGAGGAGGCCUCCGCCAUGGAAGACUUUGCCAGCCAGCAGAGGACGGGCAGGGAGGAGGCCAUUCACCUCGCGCUGCAAGAAAGCCUCCAGCGCUCCCGCACGCUACACACCGAGCUCGACGCCAUCGCAAAGAAGGAGCAGCAGGGCGCGUCGGAGACAGAGGAGUUAAAGCUGAGAAUGCAGAGCCUGGAAGCCAUUGCAGCCAGCAGGGAACGUGAACGCAAAGCCAUGGUCAGCCUGUGCGCCGAGAUGAGGCAAUACGGGCAGGGGGGCUACGACUUCACCAAGAGGGCAGCUCAUCACCUCGUCCAAGGGGAACACCUCCCAACGUCCCAAGAGUCCAUGGACGACUACCAGGAGGCCGCCGACCUGUGCGAGAAAACCAGAG